AUGCUGGACGAGGUGCACCCCAUGUUGUGCCAGGCGUGUGUGGAUCUCCACAGGUGGGGGAUGCUGGGGGGAGGAGGGGAGAUCAGAUCUCUGCCGCUUUUACAUCUCCUGCCCUGGCAGGGGCUGGGUUGUGUUGGCGGGACCCGGGCCGCUGUCGGUUCCCAUCCACAAACUCAUCCAGUUUUCGCGCCUUUGGGCUCCCUUCUCCCCGGGGGCCGCAGCCCCGCGCGUGGCCAGCCCUCCCCAGCUGGGCUUUUCCCUCCCCUUGACACCUCUCCAGCCCCCCUGUCCGGUUUCUCCUGUCAGAGCAGGAGCCCAGCGCAAACCAAUGGCGGAGGGAGCGGGGGAAAGGCCCCCUAUAUAGCCCCGGGACUCCGCGGCGCUCCUAGUCUGCGCCGAGCCGGCUCCAGGCGCAGCGCAGCGCAGCGCCCCGCGCAGCCCGAGCUCCCGGAGGAGGGUGAGUCGGAGAUGGUGCGACUCACGCCGGCCCUGCUGCUCUUCGCCGCCAGCCUGGCCCUGGCCCUGGCCCUGGCCCGAGAGGCCCGGAAGGAUGGUUCCCGACCGGCCAAGACCGACGUGCUGGGGAAACACCGGAAAAAGAGGCCUGAGGGAAAGCCUCUCCGCGUGGGCACAGCAGGCGCCACCGAGUGGACCUCCUGGUUCAAUGUGGACCACCCCGGCGGGGAGGGCGAUUACGAGAGCCUGGAGGCCGUCCGCUUCUACUACCGGGAGCGGGUGUGCGCCCGGCCAGUCUCCAUCCAGGCCCGCACCACCGAGUGGGAGCUGCCCGAGGACGUGGGCGAGAUCGUGCACUACAGCCCCGAGAAGGGAUUCUGGUGCAUCAACCGGGAGCAGCCGGGGGGCAGAACCUGCUCCAACUACCACGUCCGCUUCCUGUGCCCCGUGGAGCACGACGACUGGUCGCACUGGUCCGCCUGGAGCGCCUGUUCCAGACCCGCCUGCGGGGACAGCGGGCUCCAGACUCGACAGCGCAGCUGCUUCCAAGGCCAGCCCCGGGCCGGGUUGCAGCCCAAGUGUGCGGGGAAAGCCACGCAGAGACGGGCGUGCAGCGCCGGGCCCUGCACAGAUGCUGGGUGGAGCGAGUGGGGUGCCUGGAGCCCUUGCUCCAAGAGCUGCGGUAGCGGUGGGAAGCGAGUCCGGCAUCGGAGCUGCAAGAAAUCCAAGAAUUCCCACUGUGUCGGCCGCCCCUCGGAGGUGCAGAAAUGCGCCCGGACACCCUGCCCAGACUGCCAGCUGAGCUGCGCCCUGGGUGCGGCGAACAAGAACUGCAGCAGCUGCACGUGCCAGGAUCACACCCUGGUGGGCACCGUCCUGAGCGCCGAGGGGGCCGCCCUCGCCAAUGCCCGGGUCUCCCUCAAGGCCAAGCCCCAGGCCGUGCUGGCCAGGACCGACCGCCGGGGCAGCUUCAGCAUCCGGGGGGUCUGUGCCAGCAGCGGGGCCAAUGUCAGCGUCCAGUUGGAGACGUUCACCCCGGGCGAGGCUCAGAUUGUCUCCAAUGGCUCCAGGAGGUCGUUGGUGCAGGUCACGCUCCAGAGGCUGGAGAAGCCCUACAUAGUGAUGCACCCCGAGUCCAAGGUGCGGGUGGCAGGCCAGGGCGUGACUCUCUGCUGUGCGGCCUCCGGCAACCCCCUGCCCACGAAAUAUCACUGGUACCACAACGGGACGCUCCUGGACCGGAAACUCCACAAGUACAACGGCAGCUUGGUGCUGCGGGACCUGGAGCUGCACCAGGCCGGAUUCUAUCACUGCAAAGCCAGCACUGACGUGGGCUCCAUCAAAUCCUCCCCCGCGUUCCUGACCGUGACUGGCCAGGGGCAGCCGAGCUGCAAGGCCGAGCCGGAGGAAUACCUCAUCAAGCUGCCCAGCGAGUGCUUCCAGGAGGCCGGGCGCUCCCCAUACUACAAUGUGGGGCGCUGCCCCGAUGUCCGCUGCGCCGGGAGCCUGAAGGACGAGCUGCAGUGCCGGGAUGGGGCGGGACACUGCUGCAGGGUCCGGCGCAUGGAAGUGCGGGAGAUCCACUGUGCCGGCUCAGUCCUGCCCGUCAAGGUGGUGGCCGAGUGCGGCUGCGAGAGAUGCGCCCGGCGCAAGAUCCUGGUGCACGGCCGGGUGACGGCGGCCGACGACGGGGAGCCGCUGCGCUUUGGCCAGAUCUUCCUGGGCAAAGAGACCAUCGGCUUCACUGGCUACAAGGGCACCUUCGCCAUCGACGUGCCCCCGGACACACGGCGGCUGGUGGUGCGGUUUGUGGACCGGCUGCAGAAGUUUGUGGACACGGUCAAGGUCCUGCCCUUCGACCCCCGGGGCGGCGCCGUCUACCAGGACAUCAAGGUGAUGCGGAAGAAAGAGCCGGUGGACCUGGACCCCACGCAGGCCAAUACCAUCCUGCUGGGGGAGCUGGAGGGCCAGGAGCCGGUGGGGGAGAUGGUUAUACCAGCUGCAUCCUUCCUCCGGCCCAACGGGGAGGUAUACAAUGGCACCGUCAAGGCCAGCGUGACCUUCCUGGACCCCCGGGACGUCACCACGGCGGCCGCUGCCUCCAGCGACCUCAACUUCAUCAACGCCGAGGGGGAUCUCUUCCCCCUGAGGACCUACGGCAUGUUCUCCGUGGACUUCCGGGAGAGCGAGUCCAACCAGGUGCUGCAGACGGGCCGGGUGGAGGUGUGGGUGGACACGGAACAGAUCCGCAUGCCCGAGCACCUCCAGAAGAUGAAGCUGUGGUCCCUGAACCCCGAGACAGGCCUGUGGGAGGAGGAAGGCGCCUUCCGCCGGGCCAAGGAGCGGCGGGGCAAGCGGGAGGAGAGGGCCUUCUUGGUUGGCAACGUGGAGAUCCGGGAGAGGCGGCUCUUCAACCUGGACGUGCCCGAGAGCCGCCGCUGCUUCGUCAAAGUCCGGGCCUACAUCAACGAGAAGUUCAUCCCCAGCGAGCAGCUGGAGGGGGUGGUUGUCACCCUCAUCAACCUGGAGCCCGAGCCCGGCUACUCCUCCAACCCCCGGGCCUGGGGGCGCUUCGACAGCGUCCUCACCGGGCCCAACGGAGCCUGCCUGCCGGCCUUCUGCGACGGCCAGCGGGCCGACGCCUACACGGCCUAUGUGACCGCCACCAUUGGCGGGGAGGAACUGGAGGCAGUGCCCUCCAGCCCCAAGCUCAACCCCAACGCCGUGGGGGUGUCCCAGCCCUACCUCAACAAACUGGGCUACCGCCGGACAGACCACGACGACCCCCGCCUCAAGAAGACAGCCUUCCAGAUCAACCUGGCCAAGCCCAACCCCAACAACAUAGAUGAGGUCAACGGGCCCAUCUACGCCUACCGGAGCCUGAGGGAGUGUGAGGAGGCGCCCAUUGCCGACAACCACUUCCGCUUCUACCGGGUGGAGGUGGACAAGUACGAGUACAACGUCGUGCCCUUCAAGGAGAGCGACCUGGCCUCUUGGACUGGCGACUACCUGUCCUGGUGGCCCAAUCCCCAGGAGUUCAGGGCCUGCUACAUCAAGGUGAAAAUCAGUGGGCCUCAGGAAUACAUGGUGAGGUCCCGGAGCGUGGGCGGCAGCCACCCCCGGACACGUGGCCAGCUGUACGGCCUACGGGACACCCGCAGCGUCCGGGACAUGGAGAUCUACAACACCUCGGCUGCCUGCGUGGAGUUCAAAUGCAGCGGGAUGCUCUUCGACCAGAGCCUGAUCGACCGCACCUUGGUCUCCAUCGUCCCUCAGGGUAGCUGUCGCCGCACCGCCGUCAACAGCCUCCUGCGGGAGUACCUGGGCCGCCACCCGCCGGUGGUGGAGAACAACGACACCGCCGUCUUCAACAUGCUGGCGCCUGUGGACCCACUGGGCCACAACUACGGCAUCUACACGGUCACCGACCAGAACCCCCGACUGGCCAAGGAGAUCGCCAUCGGCCGCUGCUUCGACGGCACGUCUGAUGGCUUCUCCCGGGAGAUGAAGUCCGACGUGGGCACGGCCCUGACCUUCUACUGCCAGGAGAAGCCCGUCACCCGGCAGAGCUUCUUCCAGCGCCUGCUCAGCUCGCCUGUAGACACCUUGACCGAGAUCCGCCGUGAGAUGAGGGGCAACGAGCAACUGCAGGCCCCCUCCCAGGUGGUGGCCUACCCCGCUGGCCUCAGGACCGGGAUCUCCACCCAGACCCGACGGACCCCCAGCAGCCGGAGAAGGAUGGGCCUGAUCCGGGCUCAGCAGUGAGCGGCACCAGCGCUGCUGGCCCCCCACACAACUCGCACAUGCCCCCCACUCUCCCAUUCUGGUUUAAAGACCCUUUCACAACAUUCCCUGGGGUCUCUAACGCAGAGCACCACCUUGCCUCCCUCCCAAAGUGUCCCCCCUCCCUCCCCACCCAAGUCACUGUCCCCCAAGGCUUCUAGAUAAACUCUGCUACUGCCUGUGGGGGACACCAGCCCACAGACUUUCCUCGCAUGAAAUGUCGGCAUGGGGUGGGGGGGACCCUUGUUCCCUAUCAUUAGAACACUCAGGUGGGGGAAGCACCUCGUGGCUGGGAGUAGACCCAGAGCAGGACAGUCAGCAUCGGUCACUGGUCUCUCCAAACUGACUCCUCCCUGCUCCAUUCUCGCUGGCCUGUGGUAACAUCCCACGCCCGGGGCUCUCAAUGGCCCUGAGCUAGCGCGGGCAGGUAGGGCUGGCGCCCCGUGUUAUCCACCCCCUGAGCUUCCCAGCAUUCAUGCAGUUAGCUCAGCGCCACACAUCUGCUCCCAUCUCCUGCUUGCCCCCGCCCCACAACAGGCGGAGGGUGAAUGGGGGGCAUUGCCCCCUCAAACUAGGCCCAUGGUCCCCACCGCUUGCACCAUGCACCGGCCGGGGGCAGCAGAGAGCCAGAGGAUGGUCUGUUACUUACUUUGACCCAGCCAUCAUAUGCUACAGAGGACGCUGCCAGUGUGAGGCGCACAGACCCUCGCCUGGAGAGAACCAGCCCCUGAGUUUAUUUUUUAAACAGGAUAUUUCAGUGGGAACAGGUGAAUUUGACAGGAAUAGCAUCCCCCACCCCUGCUGGCAAGCCUCACCCUCCCUGCAGCAAGAGCAGCAUCUGAAACGGACUAGAGACAAGCGUGAAACUGACCAGCGGCCCUUGUUUUCAGCUUGGGAGAGUGAACAAUGCCGAGAAGCAAAUUAGAUCUUUUUGCAUCCUUCCUAUGUUAAUAUUAACGAGCCAAAGGGUGAUUAGCGCCACAGCUAAGGAAACCCAUAGACACAGAGCCUGACAACAUCCUCUUCAAGCAUGAAAUGCUUCGAUUUGGGUCAGUGCAGCACAGGCCGGAAAUGAAACCCCCUUGGAUGUGCUUAAAGGGAAAGGGAGAAAACUAGAAAUUUGGCAUUCAUUUCAUAGUGCCCCCACCCCGACGCCUGCUAGGGUGCGAAAAGCAACAGAAUUAUAAAGCAAAGCAAACUCAGUCUCCCCUAGAAUAGACACCAGGGCCCCUAGAUACGGGCUUCUCUACGGCAGUACUGGUGGUUGGUACCAGCCCGUUUUUUCAAGCAAUCUUUUCUUUGGUGGGUGGCCAAAAAUUAAAACCAAAAUUAUUUUCUUUCCUCAUUUCCUAUGGGUUGGGUGGGUAAAAUACGUCCUCCCCACGUCUGGUACCGACGUUCCUCCCCGCCGGAAAAGAGGGGAAAUUAAGAAAAAGUGUGUAGGGGGGAAAAUGCCCCUUGGCAAACAGACCCUGAGCAGGUUUCCACGCCAGAACUGGAUACGGCACAUGGCUGCCCCCACUUGACUCACUGCGCCAGACAACCGUAAUGCGCAGUGAUUUGCAGAUCUCCGGCCUUGUGUCCGUCAGCUCCCUGCCCUGCCCAGCCAGGGACCAGCCACACCACAACUGGCACCUCUGCUUGGCUGCAUCCAGGUCAGUGUUGGUCCAUGGAACUGUUAGUGCAAUCAGCCUGAAUGAGUGCAGGGACCUGUCCCCCAGCCAGGCUGCUCCUGGAGUGUCGAAACACAGGGGCAGGGUUCUGCUAGGGACCACGGUCUGUGCAGGACGGUCUGGUUUGCCAAGGCAUGUCGAUAAAUGGUGCAGAUUUGUACAUUAUUUAUUAUAAAAUAUACGGUUGUGUUUUCAUCA
Messenger RNA from Malaclemys terrapin pileata, 6110 nucleotides. RefSeq names its product cartilage intermediate layer protein 2 (gene CILP2). NCBI's taxonomy places the organism in Eukaryota, Metazoa, Chordata, Testudines, Emydidae. The record is from RefSeq and is a predicted model, not a curated record.